This is a messenger RNA of Abrus precatorius (Indian licorice), 911 nucleotides long. RefSeq names its product thaumatin-like protein 1b. The record is from RefSeq and is a predicted model, not a curated record. The transcript is spliced from 2 exons. Gene Ontology annotation, cellular component: extracellular region. Gene Ontology annotation, biological process: defense response. Bases 59 to 787 code for a protein of 242 amino acids. NCBI's taxonomy places the organism in Eukaryota, Viridiplantae, Streptophyta, Magnoliopsida, Fabales, Fabaceae.
AGCAACGUGCAAUUAAACGAUAACUCCUCUUUUAUCUCUACUUGCUAACUCCCCAACAAUGACGACCAGUACCCGUGUUGUUCUCUGCCUUGGCUUUGCAUUCCUCUUCUGUGUGGCUCAAGGAGCGAAGGUUACUUUGACGAACAAGUGCCAAUUCACGGUAUGGCCAGCAUCACUAACCGCUGACCAAAAGCCUCAGCUAUCAAAAACGGGUUUCGAGUUGGGUCCAGGAGCAACAGACUCCGUGGACGUUCCAUCUCCAUGGACGGGUCGGUUUUGGGCCCGAACCGGAUGUUCCAACAACGGAAGGUUCACAUGCGCAACCGGUGACUGCGGGUCGGGUCAAGUGGAAUGCAACGGUGCGGGUGGAAACCCACCAGCCACGUUGGCAGAGUUUACAUUGGCACCAAACGGAGGACAAGAUUUCUACGACGUGAGUAACGUUGACGGGUUCAACAUGCGAAUGUCCAUAACCCCACAAGGGGGAAGUGGCGGUUGCAAAGUUUCGAGUUGUCCUAACAACAUCAACGACAAGUGUCCUGAUCAACUCCAAGUUAAAGGGUCUGAUGGAAGCGUAAUCGCUUGCAAGAGCGCGUGCUUGGCUUUCAACCAGGCACAGUAUUGUUGCACUGGUGAUCACGACAAACCUGAAACCUGUCCACCUACAGACUACUCUAAGAUUUUCUCUGAGCAAUGCCCUGAUGCUUAUAGCUACGCUUAUGAUGAUAAAAAGGGCACCUUCACUUGCAACGGUAGUCCCGAUUAUACCAUCACUUUCUGCCCUUGAAAGUCCUUUUAAGUGCUUACACAAAUAUAUAGCUGCUAUUGUAUGAAUAAAAAAUCACGUGCUUUCGGUGAUUGUAUUUCUAUUCAUCACUUGUCAUCCAAUAAAGUUUAGUUUCUUUCCCCUU